Molecule: messenger RNA, 1758 nt
Organism: Funneliformis geosporum
Lineage: Eukaryota; Fungi; Glomeromycota; Glomeromycetes; Glomerales; Glomeraceae
Source: the annotation of a GenBank genome assembly
AUGAUCUCGCAUCAUGAUUGGUUAGAUCAAGGGAUCGAUGGAAAAAAAAAUUUUUUGUCAAAACAAGUCCACCUUUUUCAAUACCGAGAACAUUUUGCCUUGGAAAGAUUUAAUUUGUCUAAAAGAUGGUUCGCAAGACUUGAAGAUGAAAAACAAAGACAAGCGAAUGCACGAAAUUCAUUGUUCGAUAAGAAUCGUAAUUUAACUUUUACGUCACUUGCUAAAAAUGCAUCUAAACGCGAUAUAGUUUUCGAUAAUGAUAAUAAUUCUGAGGAUGAAGAUGAGGGAGUAACAGCAGCUAUAGAUGCGGCCGCUGUUGGACAAAAAGAUAACUCUCGCAAAGCAUAUUAUAAAGAAUUUCGUAAAGUUCUUGAGACAGCUGAUGUAAUUUUGGAGGUAUUAGAUGCUCGCGAUCCUCUGGGUUGCAGAACUAAACAAGUUGAGAAAUUGAUAAUAGAAAGUGGAUCUUCCAAAAGAAUUAUCUUGGUUUUGAAUAAAAUCGAUCUUGUUCCCAGAGAAAAUAUAACGCAAUGGUUGAUAUAUCUCCGUAAAGAAUUUCCAACCGUUGCUUUUAAAUCCUCCACUCAAUCACAGCGAAAGAAUCUCGGACAUUCUUCUUCAUCGGUGUCUACCGCAUCAGAUAAUAUAAUAAAACACAGCAAUGAAUGUUUAGGUGCUGAUACACUUAUUACGCUUCUUAAGAAUUAUUCUCGAAGUUUGAAUAUAAAAACUUCAAUUACUGUCGGAGUAAUUGGAUUUCCAAAUGUCGGAAAAUCUUCUGUUAUUAAUUCCUUAAAGCGGUCCAAAGUUUGUGGUGUAGGUGCCUCACCAGGUUUAACAAAGUCUGCACAAGAAAUUCACUUGGACAAGAAUAUAAAAUUAUUGGAUUGUCCUGGAAUUGUAUUUACUCGUAAUCAGUGGGGUGACGGAAAUGCGGAAAUUUUAUUAAGAAAUUGUAUCAAAGUUGAACUAUUAGAUGACCCUAUUCCACCUGUUGAACUAAUCGUUUCACGUUGUAGACCUGAACAACUAAUGUCCAGAUAUAGUGUUCCAAUGUUCAGGAAUACUAACGAAUUCCUUUUACUUCUAGCUCGUCAAAGGGGCAAAUUAAGGCGUGGUGGUAUUCCUGAUAUUGAUUCAGCGGCAAAAAUAGUUUUGCACGAUUGGAAUUCUGGCAAGAUACCAUAUUAUACUGUACCACCAACAACUGCAAAAGAUAAUGUGAUUCUUGAUAGUACUAUAGUUUCAACAUGGAGUAAAGAAUUCAACUUGAAUGAGGUGUGCAAUGAGACUGAAGAUCAAACUAUUCUUGCUAGUGUAAAAACCAAUAAUGAUUUUGGAAGCUCUGCUAUUGUAAUGACCGGAGAAUUUCCAGAAGUAGAAAUGGAUGAAUUUCUUGAUAACGAUGACUCUCAAAGCGAUAAAAUUCCAGAAGCAAUUCCAAUGGAUGUUGAAGAAAAAUCAACGGAGCUUGUUGUUCCUCAAAUGAAGCCCAAGACAGUUACUUUUGCUAAUCCCCCUCAACAGAUAUUUUCAAAACUAGAGUUAGAACUUAAUCCGCAAGUGAAUAAAAAUAAAAAAAAGGAGUCUAAAAAGGCGAAGAAAGCAUCUAAAAAAAAGGAUCAAAUGAAAUCUGACGAUACGAUUCUCAUGGAAGAAGAUCUAGUUAAAAAGGAUGAUGAAACACGAGAUGUCGCGGGAAAAACCAAAAAUGAAGAUCAUUAUGAUUUUUCCGAAUUCUUUGGAAAAUUAUCUUAG